Molecule: messenger RNA, 489 nt
Organism: Penicillium cosmopolitanum
Lineage: Eukaryota; Fungi; Ascomycota; Eurotiomycetes; Eurotiales; Aspergillaceae
Product: calmodulin
Exons: 5
Coding region: 1-489 (162 amino acids)
Biological process (GO): spindle pole body organization
Cellular component (GO): central plaque of spindle pole body
Molecular function (GO): enzyme regulator activity; calcium ion binding
Source: RefSeq, a predicted model, not a curated record
AUGGCCGAUUCUCUGACCGAAGAGCAAGUUUCCGAGUACAAGGAGGCCUUCUCCCUCUUUGACAAGGAUGGCGAUGGAGAAAUCACCACCAAGGAGCUUGGCACCGUCAUGCGCUCCCUCGGCCAGAACCCCUCCGAGUCUGAGCUGCAGGAUAUGAUCAACGAGGUCGAUGCCGAUAACAACGGUACCAUCGAUUUCCCCGAGUUCCUGACCAUGAUGGCCCGUAAGAUGAAGGAUACCGACUCCGAGGAGGAGAUCCGUGAGGCCUUCAAGGUCUUUGACCGUGAUAACAACGGUUUCAUCUCCGCCGCUGAGCUGCGCCACGUCAUGACCUCCAUCGGCGAGAAGCUGAGCGACGAUGAGGUUGACGAGAUGAUCCGCGAGGCCGACCAAGACGGCGAUGGACGUAUCGACUGUACGAAUACCCUCCCCCCACCCCCACGUCAAGUCGCAAUCCUUGAAGACCCGCUGACCCAAAUCGUCUACUAG